CCCACUUUUGACCUUUUUUUCGCAAAUAAAACUCAUUCAAAAUGGGAAAGGAGAAGACUCACGUUAACGUCGUCGUCAUCGGACAUGUCGAUUCCGGUAAAUCGACCACCACCGGUCAUUUGAUCUACAAGUGCGGUGGUAUCGACAAGCGUACCAUUGAGAAGUUCGAGAAGGAAGCUGCUGAACUUGGUAAAGGUUCCUUCAAGUAUGCCUGGGUGCUCGACAAGCUGAAGGCAGAGCGUGAGCGUGGUAUCACUAUCGAUAUCGCCCUAUGGAAGUUCGAGACCCCCAAGUUCAUGGUCACUGUCAUUGAUGCCCCUGGUCAUCGUGAUUUCAUCAAAAACAUGAUCACUGGUACUUCCCAGGCUGACUGCGCCAUUCUCAUCAUUGCUGGUGGUACUGGUGAGUUUGAGGCUGGUAUCUCCAAGGAUGGCCAGACCCGCGAGCACGCUCUCCUCGCUUUCACCCUCGGUGUGCGGCAACUCAUCGUUGCCGUCAACAAGAUGGACACCACCAAGUGGAGCGAGGACCGUUUCAACGAAAUUAUCAAGGAGACGUCAAGCUUCAUCAAGAAGGUUGGUUACAACCCCAAGGCCGUUGCCUUUGUUCCUAUUUCCGGCUGGCACGGUGACAACAUGUUGGAGGAGUCCCCUAACAUGCCUUGGUUCAAGGGCUGGACCAAGGAGACCAAGGCUGGUGUCGUCAAGGGCAAGACCCUCCUCGAUGCUAUUGAUGCCAUUGAGCCCCCCGUCCGACCUUCCGACAAGCCCCUCCGUCUUCCCCUCCAGGACGUCUACAAAAUUGGCGGUAUCGGAACUGUGCCCGUCGGUCGUGUUGAGACUGGUAUCAUCAAGGCCGGAAUGGUCGUCAAUUUCGCUCCCUCCAACGUCACCACUGAAGUCAAGUCCGUCGAAAUGCAUCACGAACAGCUCGAGCAGGGUAACCCCGGUGACAAUGUCGGUUUCAACGUCAAGAACGUGUCAGUGAAGGAUAUUCGUCGUGGCAACGUGGCCUCCGACUCCAAGAACGAUCCCGCCAAGGAAGCGGCCUCUUUCAACGCACAGGUCAUCGUCCUCAACCACCCUGGUCAAAUUGGUGCUGGUUAUGCCCCGGUUCUCGACUGUCACACCGCCCACAUUGCCUGCAAGUUCGCCGAGCUCAUCGAGAAGAUCGAUCGUCGUACGGGUAAAUCCAUUGAAAACUCACCCAAAUUCGUCAAGUCGGGUGACGCCUGCAUCGUCAAGCUCGUUCCCAGCAAGCCUAUGUGUGUUGAGUCUUACAACGAGUACCCUCCUCUUGGUCGCUUUGCCGUCCGUGACAUGAGGCAGACCGUCGCUGUCGGAAUCAUCAAGUCCGUUGAUAAGACCGACAAGUCUGGUGGAAAGGUGACGAAGUCUGCCGAGAAGGCCGCCAAGAAGAAAUAAAUUAGAUGUAGAAUCAUUGUAUCAUUUUCUCAUCACGUCUCGUUUAUUUCUUUUCUUUUCUCUUCAUACCGGUCAUCAUCUGCAACGCUCUAUCAACUCAUCUGUACUCAUGAUAAUGAAGCUGGCGUCGGAAUUCUCGACGCAUGUGUUUAUG
Laccaria bicolor S238N-H82 is the source of this 1578-nucleotide messenger RNA. Its product is annotated as translation elongation factor EF-1 alpha. NCBI's taxonomy places the organism in Eukaryota, Fungi, Basidiomycota, Agaricomycetes, Agaricales, Hydnangiaceae. The coding region runs from base 42 to 1424 and encodes 460 amino acids. The record is from RefSeq and is a predicted model, not a curated record. Gene Ontology annotation, molecular function: translation elongation factor activity; GTPase activity; GTP binding. Gene Ontology annotation, biological process: translational elongation; translation. The transcript has 9 exons.